Molecule: messenger RNA, 420 nt
Organism: Ostertagia ostertagi
Lineage: Eukaryota; Metazoa; Nematoda; Chromadorea; Rhabditida; Trichostrongylidae
Source: the annotation of a GenBank genome assembly
AUGCUAUUCAUAUUCCUACGAAUAGCUAUUCUUCAAGGUGUUGUUGCGUCGACAAUGGAUUUUUCUUUUAAUCGACUGUUAAAAACGAAUCAGUACAUCAUCAUAUCACAGCAGCUGUGCCAAACAAAGGUCGAAUCUCAUGUAACGAUCAAACCUGUCCGAGAUCGUUUAUUCCUAUUUCUAGUGCAGAAAUCGAUUCCUGUAUGUGACUCUCCCAUUCGUGUCCAUCUUAUUCGUGAUCCUGAGCGAAGACGACCGCCUCGAGCUCUUUACGUUGGACGCCAUCGCAACGGGCAAACAAUUGCAUUUAUUGAAGACAUAGUGGCCCCUCGUUUACCAUCUUUCAACCGCACAUCAAAUAUUUAUUCUCGUCUCAUAGACUUCGGAAGCAGACCGCACAAGUACAUGAAUCAGUACAAU